UAGACAACAGAUGGAACAGCAAAAUAUGAAUAGAAGAGAAAAAAAACCUACCAUCUUGCUGAAUGGAGUGGGAGGAAGUGACGGAUUUUGAACAAAUCCAAUACCAAAAAGGUUAUGACGAGGGAACAGCUGUAGGGCAUCAGCAAGGGUAUGAGGAGGCCUUUCUAUUUGGCUUGGAACAUGCAUACGAAAAAUUUCUCUUGAUUGGAGAAAUUUACGGACGUGUCUGUGUAUGGUUACGGGACGAGAAUAUCAAACAACCAAAAGUAAAAAAGGCAAAAAAACAUUUGGAACAGUUGAAAGUCCUUCUAGACGCUUUGCCGUUUCACAAUGAACUCGGAGAUACAGAAGCAGGUUUCGAUGCCUACUGGAAUCGAAUCACCGCUAAAACAAAAGUUGUUUCAAGCCUUCUAGGAAUUAGAAUCUUGCCGCCAGACGCAGAACAAGACAACGACGGCUUUGAAUAAUUUCGAUCCGUUCAUAUAUAUAGAGGAAUUCGCCAUUUAGAAUAUGCCAUCUCAUCUGUAUUUCCCUUUGAGUCUUUUGUUACUUUGCUUAAAACACAGUUAAUCUUUACAAGAAUUACGAGUUUCCUAUUCAUCAUUGCCUUGACUUGAAUGCACGGUACGAUCUCAUCUCCGUAAGUCCUCUCCACACUUUCCUGCUGAGUUAGUUUUACUACUAUUACUAUCGGUUCUUAUACCAACUACCUCGACAUUUUCAUAGACUUUUUUUUUAGACAUUUUAUUCAAACAAUAAAUAGAUACUUUUUUGAAGCUUUAUA
Schizosaccharomyces octosporus yFS286 is the source of this 784-nucleotide messenger RNA. RefSeq names its product DUF1715 family protein. Bases 63 to 467 code for a protein of 134 amino acids. The transcript has a single exon. The record is from RefSeq and is a predicted model, not a curated record. Lineage: Eukaryota; Fungi; Ascomycota; Schizosaccharomycetes; Schizosaccharomycetales; Schizosaccharomycetaceae.